Messenger RNA from Paramecium octaurelia, 694 nucleotides. Lineage: Eukaryota; Ciliophora; Oligohymenophorea; Peniculida; Parameciidae. The record is from the annotation of a GenBank genome assembly.
AUGAAAACAAAGAAAAUAUUUCCUUCUAACACUCAAAUUUAAAACUCUGUUAUUUAAUACGAAUAGGAUAAUACUACUGUUCUCAGAAUGCCUUAAUCUGCAUUUUCUAAACCACAACUCUCUCUAGUUCCAAGUGAGGCCUGUCAAAAUUACUACUAAAUUAUCGAAAAAAAUAAAUUAUAAUAUCUUGAAUACUACAGCCAAUUCAAUGAAAUGAGAUUCAUGGAAAACAUGGCAGGUUUUUAGAAUUAAUAACUUAAGGAUUAAAAUCGAAAUAUGAAAAAUAAGUCCUUUUAGAAAAUUUUCUCAAUAUGUUUGAUGAUAUGAUCUCUUGUCUCAUGGCGAUCUAAAACACUUUACUUCUCAUAAACUUUGAUAAUCCUGACUUUUCAUAGGUUUACAGCGUUCCUCCAAAUAUCAUGGUUGAUAUCCUAAUUAAAGACAUUAAAGUAAGUUUCAUACAAAAAAUUUGUAGACAUUAGAAGGGUUACAUUUGGAGAUGCAAUAUGCUUCGUCUCUUAGAUUCUUAGAAACAGUAUUAGAGGCUCUGGAAUUUAAUUCAUAGCUCCAUUCAAAAAUCUAUCAAUUAGAUGUAAAAUAAUGGUCUCAACAAUGUAAUAAUUAUCUCAAUAGUUUUGCGACUGCACAAUAACAAAUUAAUAAUUCUUAACGAUAUUGUUGUUGUUUUAAAUGA